Messenger RNA from Grosmannia clavigera kw1407, 900 nucleotides. RefSeq lists its product as uncharacterized. Bases 1 to 900 code for a protein of 299 amino acids. NCBI's taxonomy places the organism in Eukaryota, Fungi, Ascomycota, Sordariomycetes, Ophiostomatales, Ophiostomataceae. The record is from RefSeq and is a predicted model, not a curated record. The transcript is spliced from 2 exons. Gene Ontology annotation, cellular component: transcription factor TFIIH holo complex.
AUGGCAAACUUCUCUUCGCCGUCCACUCCCGGCCCCGGCGGCUUCAUUCCUGACCUAGGACUCCUCUCGCCGUCACCAAGCCAAGCUUCGUCUGUCCGCAGUCACACUCCAGGCCUACCGCACCCCCGUCGGAAUCCCUUGCGUCCUGGGUCUUCCAAAGAGGACCUGGUCCGGCGCUAUGUUGAGAGCCGACUGCUGUAUAUCAGCCGGCGCUUCGUCAAGAAGUACGGCAUCGCAGAACCCGACGAUGAGGUGGUUGGCUACAAGUCCAUGACAGAGCUUGGCCGCGAUGUGGACGACCUCUUGAAUGUUAUUUGGCUGUCGGGAACACCGAGCCUCCAGGCACCCUACCUGCUGAAUAUCGCAGGCGAGCUGGUCUCCUGGGUAGGCGGCUUCCAGCCUGCGCCCAGGGUCACAUUUUCAGUUCUGCAGAAGCUUGAUCACUGUUUCGCUAGCCUGCUAAGUGGUGCAGAUGUCGAGACGGGCGAACCUCUCCCCGGCUUUGAAAGAGGAUUGCACGUCGGCAUGACUCGUACCGACAUGGUGCGAUGUAGGAGCACGGCCGAACUGACACGUGUCGUGGUGGCCGAUGUAAUAAGUCGAGCAUCACCGGACCCGGCAGACGAAGCAGAGAGCCGACGUCCAGCAAUGAACACGAGGGUAGAUCCCGUCAACAACGACGACGAUUAUGAGCAACGGCAGACGGGGGACGAAGAAGGAGCACCAGACUUCCAGAACGACGAAGAUGAAGAUCUUCAUAUGGACGUUGCCAAGGUUUACGAAAUGACGCUGGUCAAACUGGGCGAGGUGCUUGGUGAUGGGGGAGGACGAAUUGGUGAGAUAUUGGCCAAGGACGACGUCGACAUUGACGAUGCCGACGAUGCCGACGAUGACAUUUGA